Messenger RNA from Equus caballus (horse), 1400 nucleotides. NCBI's taxonomy places the organism in Eukaryota, Metazoa, Chordata, Mammalia, Perissodactyla, Equidae. The record is from RefSeq and is a predicted model, not a curated record.
UCCUUCCUCCUGCCCCUGCAGGACAGCCAUGGAGUGGCUCUGGAUGUCUCUGCUGCUGGUGGCCUCUUGUACCUCCACUGUCCAGGGCUCACGAGAGGUGGACGUCAAGGAGGCCAGCAUCAACACGUCCCAGCCCUUGCACAUCCUGGUGGAACACAACCUGCUGGUGCUCACACCUGCCGGCCUGACCCACAGGCUGAACCAGACCCGCUUCCUCAUGGUGCUUUUCUACAUCCCAUCCUCGAAGCAAUCCAGGAACAUGGCUGAGGAGCUGGGCAAGGCUGCGGAGAUCAUGGGCAAAGGCAAGAAUGGGGUCGGCUUUGGCAAAGUGGACAUCACCAUCGAGAAAGAACUUCAGAAGGAGUUUGACAUUAAGAAGACCCCAGAUUUGAAGCUGUUUUUUGAGGGGAACAGAUCAGAGCCCAUCAGCUGCAAAGGUAAUUGUACGUGGGCAUCAGUCAAGAAACAUCAAUCCAGUGACGAGAUUCCAAAAUUUUGGGACCAAGGGCCAGUUAAGCAGCUUGUUGGGAAGAAUUUCAAUGUCGUCGUCUUUGACAAGGAGAGGGAUGUAUUUGUGAUGUUCUAUGCACCCUGGUCUCAAAAGUGCAGGGCGCUAUUACCAGUGUUGGAGGAGUUGGGCAGAAAAUAUCAAAACCACUCCACAGUCUCCAUCGCCAAGAUCGACAUCACGGCAAAUGAUAUUCAGCUGAUGAAGCUGGACUGGUACCCCUUCUUCAGGCUCUUCCCCACCGACUCUCAAAAAGUUGUACCAUAUAAGGGAGAAUACACCAUGAAGGGCUUUUCAGACUUUCUGGAAAGUCAAAUCAAGACCAGGAUUGAGGAUGAAGAUGAGCUAUUGUCUAUUGAGCAAAGUGCGGUGAUAGAAGAGGAGGUAUUAGCUGAGGAAGAAGAGGUACCUUUUAUGGAGAAAGAGUUACCUGAGCAGAAGUUGACUGAGCUGGAGAAUGGGACCAAGCCAGAAUACCCAGCUGGGCAGAAAGAAAUAGCUGAGAAGGAGAGGAAAGUGGCUAAGCCAAAAGGACCUCCAAGACAAGAGAAGAAACCAAGAGUCAAGGAAGAACUGUAGCUUCUCCAAAGCCAGGAGGGAAGGUGCCCAUCUUCUAGGUCCUGGCAUCAUUUUCUGAGGUGAUCUACUCCAAUAAAAUUAUUUAUCAUUGUGGUGGGUGGGUAGGGGCUGGAUAAUAAAAGCCCCUGAGUGUCUUCGAUCCUGUUUUACUCAUUCCCACUUUUUCCUGGUUGGUGCUGCCUUAGAAGAGCUGUUUGGCUUGGAAUUCAGACAUGGCUGCAAGGGAAGCCAUAGUAGGCACAUCUGAUGAGUGUUUACAAUAGGCUGUGCAUUCAUCUAGUUCUCGCAACAUCACUGGGAGAUAGGUUUCAUU